AUGGUAGCAGAGCCGCCGAGACGAUUCUCAUACGCAGCCGCCGUCUCCGGCGAAGGAAGACAUGAGAGGAACACAGCGUCACCUCUCAUCCGAUCACCAGCUCGCAACGCUACAUCAGCUCCGCAGAGGAACUCUAAUCUACAGACGCAGAGAAACUACGGCACAGAGGAUAUGGAGAAUCCGCUGUUUCUCAGCGUGAACGAGAACCCCUCUGCGAUCCUCGUUAGUCCCCCAUUAGUAGGUAGCUCCAACUACACUUCUUGGUAUAUCUCGAUGCGGAUCGCCUUGGAAGUGAAGAACAAAUGGUGGAUCGUCAACGGCAGCGAUUCAACUCCGAGCAGAGAAAGCAGCCAGUAUGCGGCUUGGAGACGCUGUAAUCUUAUAGUGUGCUCCUGGAUCUUCAAGUCAAUCCACACCUCCAUAGCUCAAAGCGUUAUGCAUUUGGACAAAGCGCGAGAUGUCUGGGAAGAUCUGAGAAAGAGAUUCGCACAAUGCGAUGCACAACGGAUCUCAACCUUACAGAAUGAGAUCAACAAUCUGAAACAAGGUAACCUAUCUGUGAGCGAUUACUAUACUAAAUGCAGGACCAUGUGGGAGGAGAUGAAUAUCUUGAGGCCUCUCCCAAUAUGCAAGUGCGAUCCAAGAUGCGAUUGCGGUCUCGUUGAUGAAAUUAGAAGAGAACGGGACGUGGAUCAGUUGAUAAGAUUCCUCCAAGGAUUGAACGAUGACUUCAAUAGCUUGAAGUCUAAUGUUCUUGUCCUCGAUCCAUUGCCGGAAGUAUGCAAAGUUUAUGUGAUGGCAGAGAAGGUGAAACGACAGAUUGGCAUGACUAACAUGAACAUGAGCAGUUUGGAAGUCGGCCAAGCUAAUGCUGUCCAGAUGAAUAACAUACCAGCAGAGGAGAUUGUGGCUACUGUCAACAACUAUAAUGGAAUGAUGGGGCACACCAUUGACAAAUGCUACAAAAAGCAUGGCUAUCCCCCCGGUUGGGUGCCAGGCUUCAAAUCCAAAAUGAAACAACAAACUGCUGCUCCAGUGAUGACUGAUCUGGGAAUCAGCAAUGAUCAAUUUCAGAAACUCUUACUGGCUAUGCAAAAUCAGAUGAACCUGCCUUCCAGCUCCAAUACCACUGCAGCAGUUUCAUUGAUUCCCAAGUUUGCUGAGGAAGACAAUGGAGGCAAGUAUUCCUCUUCUCGCAUUAAUUUCCUUUCAAUAUGUGAGUCUACUUGGAUAUUAGAUUCGGGUGCUACCGAUCAUAUCACUUGCUCCAUUGAAUAUUUUGAUGAAUAUUACACUGUUGAAGGAGAAGAAGUUAGCCUACCUACUGGAAACCGCAUUGCUGUGAAUCAUAAAGGGAGUGUGAAGCUGGGGAACAAUCUGUGGCUGAGAGACGUUAUGCAUAUCCCAACCUUCCAAUUUAACAUAGUAUCAGUGAGCAAAUUGCUUUAG
Ipomoea nil (Japanese morning glory) is the source of this 1449-nucleotide messenger RNA. RefSeq lists its product as uncharacterized. The coding region runs from base 1 to 1449 and encodes 482 amino acids. The transcript has a single exon. The record is from RefSeq and is a predicted model, not a curated record. Lineage: Eukaryota; Viridiplantae; Streptophyta; Magnoliopsida; Solanales; Convolvulaceae.